CGACAAAGGCCCGACGCGGCGUUGCCACUUGCAACUACGCAUGCCAGGCCAAGCGUCGACGUCAUGGAUCGAAAGCGCCGACUUGGUGAGUCGCUUCAAGGCGCUGUAUGUAUCCAACCCAAAGGCAGGAACGCCGGUGUCGGUUGGCGUUGCUUCAAUCCCUGCAACAGUGACGGCCCGCUUGACCAAGGCAGGACUGUCCUUUCACAUACUUCCACCGCUGUUGCAGCAAGCCGUGCUGUGGGACAUGGGUUUCGUAGUCGGCGAGGUGAAUGGAGUGGACUCGUUCAUGCAGGUGUUAGUGGCUGCCAACUCGACCAUGUCGUCCAUUGCGUACACGUUUGCAGAGUAUGAAAACUCGACUGCAGCUAAAGGACUGGAGCAAACGACGUGCUCAUUCAACGGAGGCAUGUCGUAUCGACGACAAAAGGUCAUGGAUGGUAAUGCACUCGCGCUAACGCUCAAGUGCGCAGUCGAAUUGGUAUCCGUGGAUGGACAGUCGUCGAUGUUAGCCCAAGACGCAACCGAUCCCACUACUUUUAUCCCCGCGCCACGACUUUACAAGCACCAGGACCCCACCCAGGGAUGGACGCACCCUGCCAUUCACUUUUUUCAAAAAACCGCCCAAGGCACGUCGGGAGAAGCAGGGUGGGGUGAAUGUCCCAAAGACGCUGCCCACCAAGCACUCAUCAUUCCGUGCGAGACGAAAUUCUUCUCCGCCAAGUCGGCCAACACGUUCAUCCCGCUUAUGAGCUCUGUCAUGAACUCGUGGCUGCAAGAGUUCAAAGAUGCCAACCCCAGCAUUACUCCUGACCCGACACCAUCUCCACCCCCACCUGAGAAUGUAGGCUUGAUUGUCGGGGUCGCCGGUGGGGUGUUUGGCCUCGUUGUUGCGAUUUUGAUCUGCUUGUUGUGGUGGCGCCGCCGCCAGCGCCACCGGAAUCUGCACACGGCCUGCGCAGUUGAGGCAGGGAAUGGCCAUUCGACUGGCACCUAUGAUCACCUCUCAACGCCGCACUAUCCGCGCAGUGGCUCCACAUCGACCAAGACUGCUCGAAACGCCACUAUGAACACGUCCAGUGAAGGCCACCGCCAUCACCACCGCGCGUCGUCGAUCGCGCUGGAUGGCAUAAACCUGAGCGGGAUUUCUCUGUAUCGAAUUGAUGAAGAUGACGUGAUCAUUCAACGUCCGCUCGGGUCGGGAGCGUUUGCCGACGUCAUGUUGGGCGAGUACAAGGGCCGAGAAGUGGCCGUGAAGCGCCUUCUUCCUGGUCGAGCGACAGCUCGCGAAGUUCAGGGGCUCAUCGAUGAAAUCGUGCUCUUGGCAGGGUUCUCGUCGCCGUACGUGGUGGAGUUUGUCGGUGCGAUGUGGAACAAACCCAUUGACUUGGCGUGCGUGAUUGAAUUCAUGGACUUGGGAGAUCUCCGCGACUACUUGACCUAUCAAAGCCCUGCCGAAUUUCCAUGGCAAGAAAAGCUGAAUUGCAUUUACAACAUCGUGGAGGGCCUCGUGUACUUGCAUUCGUUUCCGAUCAUCCAUCGUGAUUUGAAAAGCCGCAACGUUUUGCUCGACUCGACCAACGGUACCAAGCUGACCGACUUUGGCGUGUCGAGAGAGCAGAGCCAGGACACGAUGACAAACGGUGUCGGCACAGGACGGUGGAUGGCGCCCGAGAUCCUCAAGUACAACCACUACACAGUCGCGGCCGAUAUCUUUUCGUUUGGCAUGAUCCUGUCCGAGUUUUCAACCCACCAAUUGCCGUACUCGGACCGGGUGAACCCGUACGACGGGAAGCCCCUCAUCGACACGGCCAUCAUGGCGAUGGUGAUAUCCGAUCAAAUCAAACCCACGUUUGCCGACGACAUGCCCCCGUUUCUAAAGGACAUGGCGAUGCAGUGCAUUGCCCACGAGCCGACCGCUCGACCGUCGGCCGCCAUGCUGUCGUAUAGUCUGCGCAAGCACAUGAACGUUGACUUGUAAUUUCUUUGUUGUGGCACAUUUGAGAUGAUUUUGUGUUAAUCAAAUUAUGGC
This is a messenger RNA of Aphanomyces invadans, 2032 nucleotides long. RefSeq names its product TKL protein kinase. The transcript has 2 exons. Gene Ontology annotation, biological process: protein phosphorylation. Lineage: Eukaryota; Oomycota; Saprolegniomycetes; Saprolegniales; Verrucalvaceae. Bases 41 to 1981 code for a protein of 646 amino acids. The record is from RefSeq and is a predicted model, not a curated record. Gene Ontology annotation, molecular function: ATP binding; protein kinase activity.